Jaculus jaculus (lesser Egyptian jerboa) is the source of this 2635-nucleotide messenger RNA. RefSeq names its product derlin 3 (gene Derl3). Gene Ontology annotation, cellular component: endoplasmic reticulum membrane; Hrd1p ubiquitin ligase ERAD-L complex. Gene Ontology annotation, biological process: endoplasmic reticulum unfolded protein response. NCBI's taxonomy places the organism in Eukaryota, Metazoa, Chordata, Mammalia, Rodentia, Dipodidae. Bases 20 to 727 code for a protein of 235 amino acids. The transcript has 8 exons. Gene Ontology annotation, molecular function: ubiquitin-specific protease binding; misfolded protein binding. The record is from RefSeq and is a predicted model, not a curated record.
GGCGCGGAAGCUAGGUUCGAUGGCUUGGCGAGGCCUGGCGACCGAGUUCUCGCAGGUGCCCGCGGUGACGCGCGCCUACACCACGGCCUGCGUGCUCACUACAGCCGCCGUGCAGCUGGACCUCCUCAGUCCUUUCCAGCUGUACUUCAACCCCCACCUGGUGUUCCGGAAGUUCCAGGUCUGGAGGCUCGUCACUAGCUUCCUCUUCUUCGGUCACCUGGGAUUCGGCUUCUUGUUCAACAUGCUCUUUGUGUUCCGCUACUGUCGCAUGCUGGAGGAAGGGUCCUUCCGGGGUCGCACAGCCGACUUUGUCUUCAUGUUUUUCUUUGGCGGUGUCCUUAUGACACUGUUGGGACUCCUGGGUAGCCUCUUCUUCCUGGGACAGGCCCUCAUGGCCAUGCUGGUGUACGUGUGGAGCCGACGCAGCCCUCUAGUGAGGGUCAAUUUUUUUGGUUUACUCAACUUCCAGGCGCCAUUCCUGCCUUGGGCUCUCAUGGGCUUCUCACUGCUGCUGGGCAACUCAGUCCUCACAGACCUGCUUGGAAUUGCUGUGGGCCAUGUCUAUUAUUUCCUGGAAGAUGUCUUCCCCAAUCAGCCUGGAGGCAAGAGACUGCUACUGACCCCUGGCUUUCUGAAGCUGCUACUGGAUGCCCCUCAGGAGGACCCCAAUUAUCAGCCUCUUCCAGAGGAGCAGCCAGGACCCCAUCUGCCACCCCCAGAGCAGUGAACGGCUGUGGCUGGCCCAGGUGGCAGGACAUGGGGCGCAGAGAGGGCCAGCAGUGUCCAUGGUGCCCAGCAGAACUCUGCCAGACUGUCCACUCUCAUCCCCAGUCUGCUGGCGCCUCGGGGACAAGUGCUACCAACCCCAGGCCUCUGUGCCCCACCACGCAAACAGACCUCAGGCUGGGGCCAACACCAUGCCCAGCGGACAAGUAUCCUGCCUAGGGGUGCCUUUAAGGUGAUGUCCACCUGACCUGUAUUCUUAACCCACAGCCCCCCCAAGUGGGUCUUCACCUUGUUUCCCAUCAGGUGGCCCCGAGGCCUCAGGCUCAGGUGCAGAGGACCAGGUCUGGAUCCACUGCUCUUCCUGUGAGAAGCUCUGCCCUGGCAGUACCCUGUGCCUGGCAGACCUCUGGGAAGAGUUUUGCCUUUCUGUCUCCCCACAUGCAGUUCCCUGGUCUGUGAGCUGUGAGCAUCAGACAUGGCCAGCUUCCUCUUGGCUCCCUGCCUGUCAAACUAGAGCUUUCUCAAUACUCCGCAGCAUGGGAGUCCCAGCCACAGCUUGUCACUUCCGGGCUGACAAACAAUGGUUGCUGUUGUCUGACCUCAGUUUUGUGGAGAAACCCCGAAGCAGUAGCUCUGCUGCUGUAGAGGCUGGAGGGGCUUAAAGGGAACAGAAACCAGCGGGACAGAGCACCAACCCCCCCCAAACAGGUGACUUACCUGCCACGCCUGCCUUGAGUAGUGUGCGCACCCCUCGGCAAAGGAGGCCGUUCGUUUCCAAGGCCAGCUUGGCCUGGACUCUCGUGUGUAGGAUCUUCCAGUCAAGUCCUUCGUGAUUUCUCAUGGGCAGAGGUCCUGCGAGCAAACCGUUGGGCUUCCUGGCCAGAGAGGCGGGCUGCCUACAUCAGACAGUUGGGAGCCCCAAGGGGGAAGCUUUCUCCCUGGGAGGAGAGCAGCCUCUGCCCUCAGCCCUGCCCUUGCAGGAAGGAGCUGCCCACGAGAGGGUGGCUACAGCCAGGAGCAGGGACCGCUGUCUUCAGUAGCCUUCAGUUUGCCGAGCGGUGCUCUGCUCAGAGUUGACACCUGCCCCUUCAUGGAGCUCAACCUGUUCCUCCUCACAAACUAGGAAGGGGCUGGGGGGAAGGAAGGGUUUAGUGAAGGGCUAGGCCCCCUCCCCACACAACAGACAGGAGGGGGAGGCUGGCCCUGUGCCUGUUUGGGGGUGUAGCUGGAUCUGGGACACACAGAUGUCUAUGUUCAGGCUAGUGAUGUGCAGGCAGUGUCCACUCAGGACCACCUCUCUUGAGGGAAGCCCACUGCAGCAAGACCCCUGGCUGGCGGCCUUUUGGGAUGCAGCAGGGCUGGCUGGAGCAGGGGUGGGCUGUUCCUAAAAGCUAGGUGGGCCCACCCUGAGCCUCAGCCACACUCCUCCUUCCAAGGACUUGCUGAACCUCUGUGGGAAGCUGGAAGGCUCAGAGGUGAGCAAGAGCAGGCCUCCGGUUCAGGGGCCUCACUGUGCUGCCUGACUGGAGACCGCCGACUAGCCCCGCCUAACUGCCUGGGAGUCUGAAGCCCAGGACCAGACUUGGCGCCUUGGCCUUGGCCUCACUUCCUCUAGACAGACCUUGCUCAGCCCCCAGCCUGGCCUCUCUCACUUUCAUGCCACCACACCGAAGAAAUUAAACACAUUGACUUUUAUUUGGAAAGUGAUGCUAGCCCUGCCUGGGGCUCCUAUACAAAAACAUAAUAACCCAACAUGAAGCUUCUGAAUCCAAACUGGGGUGCAGAGCUGGGGGUGGGAGGCAACCGGGGCUCAGCAACUGGACUGUGUGCCGGGGGAAGGCAGCCUGGAGGUCCCCACCAACGCCCCUGUGCCAGCUAUCCCUCAGCCUGGUACUGGCUGUCCCCUUGC